CGAGAAACGGGCCCCCGGUCACUUGUCUACGCAGUGCACACAGCGCAUGCCAACAGGUUUUGCUAAUUCAACUCAGCUACAUAAGAGCGAUUUUUUGAUCAUUUUCUAGAAAACUUGUUUCGCAGUAUCCGAGCUAGAGCAUUGGAGAUUACAAUGAGGUGUCGCUCAUGCUUCAAUAUAAAAACGUCAAGAGUAUAUAUUACCUUUUUCGUGUGAGUAUGAUGGAGCAUAAUAAUGACGCCUUUCGAGCGUAAUAGUGAGACUCUCCGACCAUCGAGCAUUAGCACAAUGGUAAAAAAUUUGAGCAUAAUCUGUAAAACCUGACAGCUGGGGGCCUCUAUGGUGAUUUUUCGAACUUUCUCGGUUCCGAAAAAGCUUAAGUGCUGCAGAAGGUUUUAUCAAAGGUUGAAUUAUAUUUCGGACUCGUCUCUUUCAUCGAUCGCCUUUUCCAAAGCAAAGCCAAACUACGUGUAUUAAAUUUUGAGGGUAGCUGAAUAGGGGUAAGGACAACACCAAAUCCUCAUUGAGACGACCAAAAGGUGGCCAAUGACAAUAACUGACAAAAAUUUCGGGACUUGACCGCUUAACAGGAGGUGGCCGCUAAACAGGUGGCCGCUUGAUGGAGGUUCGACUGUGUAUGCUGGAUUUCCUGUAGAUUUGGGGCAGAAUUUUGCAAGCCUUUUGGAGUAAUUUUGCGUGUCUGUUAGAUUCAAAUCAUGAAUAUCAACGAGAGCCUUUUGUUUCUCUGGUUGGCAAUAAGAAAUACCUAAUCUCCUGGAUCUGAACUUCUCAAAAUUCCCAUGUUUAAAUUUUUCUAGAAACUAUGUCAAGCAGCCUUAUUUUCGAUCCGGUAUUCGUUUGUGUUUUGUUGUUGUUGACAUGUCGCGGAGCAACCAUAUUUUCCGGCGACUCGAUGUACAAUAUGACGUAAGAUCUCAAUCAAAACAAAAGAUGUUAUUGUGAUCGUCUACUAGAAGUAUAAAGCUAUCUGAAAACAUGCAUGCAAGCUUUUACCGCCUAAAGAUGAUUUAAGUUUGUCUCACCUCUGUCGUGUCAACUAAGACCCCUUAGCUGCACAGUUUCGUGAUGGGAAAUUCUGUCGACUGUUGCUACACUACUCGCCAGUACAAUCAGUGUUUGUUCCCAUGUAUUCGUUCGUGUUCGUACACCAAUCGGCGAGUGUGGUACAAUUACGAUGGACUGGAAAGCGUGCAACCUUUGAUUGACAUCAUCAAGCCCGAGAGAUGUGUCAUUCACAAGUUCCCGAGGACAUUGGUGGACAUCAAUGAAGAUAGGGAAAUAGAUAGUGCACUGAAAUCAGGGUUAAAUUCCCCAGGACAACUUGCCGCCAUUUGUCGCUUUGCCAGCAACUACGGUUACCGCGUGCGAGCUGUGGGGACUGGGUCCUCGUGGUCACGACUGACGAGUACGCGUGAUAUUUUAAUUGACAUGAAAAAUUUAAAUCGCAUUUUAACCGCAAAGCCGACGAACAGGAACGACAACUUGCAGAAAGAAUACGUGGACAUUGAAGUAGAAGGAGGAAUGCAGGUGCUCAGUUUUGUGGAGAAACUGGACAAAGUUUACGGACUGGCUCUACCCAUGAUGGGCAACUACGCUGGACAGACUAUGGCAGGAGUCGCCAGUACAUCGACGCAUGGCUCUGGAUAUUUUGCUGGGACAAUGUCUACUUCAGUCGUCGGUUUUCAUCUCAUCAUUUCAAACGGCAUCCAAGUUAGGCUGAGCCACGGAGACGAGACCUUUGACCAGUGCCAGGAGAAACUCAAGCAUGCGCAAUUUGGAGGUGGUGCUGUUGAGGUAAAAAGCACCGAGGUGUUCCGAGCAGUUGCUGUAGGCCUGGGCUCCAUGGGUAUCAUCUACUCGAUAACGUACCGCUGUAUUCCUGUAUACAACAUCGAGGAGGAACGGACCGUCGUACGGAUUGGGUGGCCCGGGAAGGAGUCGUUCCAAGUGAAACACAAAUUUGAACCGAUGUUUACUGAUAUCGCGGAAGGGGAAUUUUUCUCGUUCUUUGUGAAUCCAUACCCUGAGCCAAAAAGUUCUAAGCACAUUUCCACCGGGCUCAAUAGGACCAACUCAUUUUUGGAAUUUUUCUUGCUUAUCUGUUCUGAGCAGCUAGAUUUCCACCGGGCCAGGAGAAGCCAUGGGCUUCUGGCCUUGCUCAAUAGCAUUUUUCCCUACCAUGUGGAGUAUUGUUUUUCAAUCUUCUAUCUUCAUAAUUAUUAUCUUCCUUGCAGCGUGCGCACAGCUGAAUUCUGUUUGCCGCUGUCCCAGUUAGAUGAGGCUUUAGGUGACGUCAUCGACGUAGCCAAUCAUUACGCUGAGAAGUUUUCCCAGUAUUCGUUGUUGCCGAUCUACGUACGAAUAGUAAAGACAGAUGACUUGUAUCUGAGUCCUGCUAACGCCAAAUGUCCAGAGGGUGGAACCAACGAGCAUGCCUGUUACGUUGAGGUUCCCUUUCUACCCGGCGCAUUUGGCAUUGAAGAAUACCAUAAGACCAUCGAGGACAGACUGUAUGAGAAAUUCAAAGCCAGACCUCACUGGGGCAAAAAUCACCACCUGAACACGGGCAGAGUUCUCCAGCUGUACCCGGAACUCGAGCAGUGGAAGAAAGUCUUCAGACUUUUUAACGCGACAGGAAUAUUUUGCAACGAGUUCACGUACUACAUGGGCUUUGACACGUGCCUGGCGGACCUUGUGAAGUUUGACAAUCGCGCUGCAAGCAUUGGAAUUGAGAAUGACGGGCUUACUGAGGAGGACGUUAUAUCGAUUGAACCCACAAAAUAGAAGACGGCUUCCCUUAGCGGGUUUUGUAUGGCCACGCCCGUUUGAAAUGAUGCUGUCAAUAUACCUCAUUUUAAACGCCAGGGGCCCGUUUCUCGAAGGUCCUGGAAAGUAUUCGCCCCUGGAAAGCCGUGUAGUAGCAAAAUCUCAAACCUUAUGAUUACAGAGCUGUUUUAUUCACAUAUUUUUAGUAUAAACAGAGGUUCCA
Orbicella faveolata is the source of this 3010-nucleotide messenger RNA. RefSeq lists its product as uncharacterized. Gene Ontology annotation, cellular component: membrane. The record is from RefSeq and is a predicted model, not a curated record. Gene Ontology annotation, molecular function: D-arabinono-1,4-lactone oxidase activity; FAD binding. Lineage: Eukaryota; Metazoa; Cnidaria; Anthozoa; Scleractinia; Merulinidae.